Messenger RNA from Rosa rugosa (rugosa rose), 678 nucleotides. RefSeq lists its product as uncharacterized. Lineage: Eukaryota; Viridiplantae; Streptophyta; Magnoliopsida; Rosales; Rosaceae. Gene Ontology annotation, cellular component: endoplasmic reticulum membrane. Gene Ontology annotation, biological process: vesicle-mediated transport; endoplasmic reticulum organization. The record is from RefSeq and is a predicted model, not a curated record. Bases 112 to 486 code for a protein of 124 amino acids. The transcript has 5 exons.
GCCUGAUAUCAGUCCCCGCUGAACCUCGUCAUCUCUUUAGUCUUCCUCACUGCUGGCGUUUGGGUUCGACGAUGACGCGGUCAACGGAGCUCAUCACCGGUGAAGACCCCGAUGAAGGUCCUGAAGUCGCAACUAAAGGCUGUCUUUCAGCUGAUAGGAGUCCUAUAUACAUUUCUUUUUACUUCCAAAGGGGAAGGUCCUGAUGUGAUUGCUAUCUCUUCUAUAGCUAUUGGUUCAAUUUCUUUGAUACUUGGGGACUUAGGUCGAAGGCGUAGUCGAGUAACUUUGUUGAAAGUUUACAUGGUUGCAUCAUCUAUUGGAGUGCUUCUUUCCAUUGCUUGUGUUGCCAAUGGGAAUGUAACAUUAGAGGUUUUCCAAACUCCCAAUAGAUGGGAAACCCACAAGUUUGAACUUCUUGAGGCCGCUCGCACUGCAAUUGGAUUCCUGGUACAAAUAUUCAUGUGUUUAUUUGUGGAAUGCUUGUAGUAGUAAGGUGACCUCUUAGCUUUACGAAAUCAAUGUAUAGAACAUGUGAAUGUAAUGUGAAUUUGAUCAAUAUCACAGAGCUUUGCUCUUGCUAUGCUGGAGAAGGUGUCAUUUGUUGUACUUUACAGUAUUAUAGAAGGAAUGAAAUGGCUUUAGUCUUUGUAUAUUGUAUCCGAUUGAGAAAGGUUGGUU